GAUCGUUAACCCUUUGCGAGCGCAUGUUAGCAACCGUAUGAGCACAUGUUAGCACACUUUCAAAAAAAGUCUUCUCCUUUCUUCUCCCUGCCCUGUUUUUCCUUCCGACAAUAACAUAGAAAGCUGUCCGAAACCUUAAAAAAUCAUGAGCAACCGCAACGGUUUACUCGAUCUAGAGAAGCAUUUCGCCUUCUACGGAGCUUAUCACAACAACCACGUGAACAUAAUCAUCCACACACUAUUCGUAUGGCCUAACGUCUUCGCCACCCUACUUUGCCUCUACUGUACGCAACCGAUUCUUGAUCCAUCUCAAUUAGGGUUCAUCGAAGCGUUGACCUUCGACAGUGCCCUACGCUUGGACAUUGGUUUUAUUCUCACUGUGAUCUAUGCUGUCUUCUACAUAUGUUUGGAUAAGAAGUCUGGAGUUUUAGCUGCUCUGUUAUGUUUCUCUUGCUGGAUCGGCUCCAGCUUUCUCGCAGCUCGUCUAGGACAUUCCUUGACCUUGAAGGUUGGAGUAGCUUCUCAGCUCCUAUGCUGGACCGGUCAGUUCCUCGGUCACGGCUUGUUUGAGAAACGAGCUCCUGCGCUUCUAGACAAUCUAGUCCAAGCUUUUCUGAUGGGUCCUUUCUUCGUGUUGCUCGAGGUGAUGCAGUCUGGUUUUGGAUACGAGCCAUACCCUGGAUUUAAAGCACGCGUUGACUGCAGGAUAGAGAAUGAUAUCAAGGAAUGGAGAGAAGAGAAACAGAACAAGAAGAAGCUCAUGUAAGCUCUCAUAGAUAUACAGAACAAAAGGGUUUCACAGUGGUUGUUAAAGAAAGCAAAUGAUGUGUAGACUCAUAUGAGGCCCAAGCCCAUUAAACAAUAUUGUAUUGUAAGUCAUCGUGUGACUCGUUUAAAGAUCUCUUUACAUGACUA
This is a messenger RNA of Raphanus sativus (radish), 915 nucleotides long. RefSeq names its product 2-hydroxy-palmitic acid dioxygenase MPO1. Gene Ontology annotation, cellular component: endoplasmic reticulum. Bases 146 to 766 code for a protein of 206 amino acids. The record is from RefSeq and is a predicted model, not a curated record. The transcript is spliced from 4 exons. Lineage: Eukaryota; Viridiplantae; Streptophyta; Magnoliopsida; Brassicales; Brassicaceae. Gene Ontology annotation, biological process: sphingoid catabolic process.